Messenger RNA from Ambispora gerdemannii, 876 nucleotides. Lineage: Eukaryota; Fungi; Glomeromycota; Glomeromycetes; Archaeosporales; Ambisporaceae. The record is from the annotation of a GenBank genome assembly.
AUGGUUUUGCGUCAAUUACCUCGAGCGAUACGUGCUUGGUUAUAUGGAACCGCAUUAUUUAGGCUUGUUUGGGAUAUAAAUACUCGUGGAGCACAAACUAUGUGGUGGGUUAUGCAGUAUAUCUUCGAGCGUCGACAUAGUGGAAAAAUCACAUUUUCAGGAGACAAAUUAAUGCCUAAUGACAGCGCUAUAGUGAUCAGUAAUCAUCGAUCUUUUACCGACUUUUAUAUGUUACAUUCAGUAGCGAUACGGAAGAAUAUGUUACCGCAUGUCAAAUAUUUUGCUAAAGAUUCAUUAAAAUAUAUUCCAUUUUUUGGAUUUGGAAUGUGGUUAAUGGGUAUGCUCUUUAUUAAAAGAAACUGGACUCAAGAUGAAGUUCGACUAAAUAAAAUGUUUAACGCAAUAAAACAAUACAGAGCUCCAAUUUGGGUGGUAAACUUUUUAGAAGGAACUAGGAUGACACCACAGAAAGUCAGAGAGGGUCAACAAUUCUCUAAAAAACGCGGUUUACCAAUAUUACAAAAUUUAUUGGUCCCACGCACAAAAGGAUUCAUUGCUUGUCUUGGUCAAUUACGAGAUACUCACGUGAAAUUUGUAUAUGAUUUUACAAUUGCAUAUCGUCACGUCACUAAAGGAAUACAGUCACCACCAAAUCUUGUACAAGUACACAGUUAUUCCAAUCUGUCACCACCUUGGUCUUUUCAUGUGCAUGUACGAAAAUACGCAAUCGAAGAUUUACCGAGGGACGAGGAAAAAAUUGCUGAAUGGGUCAAGGAAAGAUUUGUUGAAAAGGAUGCAAUAUUAGAAGAUAUGAAGACACAUUGGACUAAAAGCGAACGUUUGGGUGAAGUUCAUGUUGAUAAAUAUUUUAAAUAA